AUGGGUUGGGCCGGCCCUGGCGGCGGCGGCGGCGGCGGCUCUUCCCGUCUCGCGCGCCCUGGCGGCUCCGCUCGCGCUGCGUCUCGCGCGCCGUCUCCGUCCCGUCCGUGCGCGCGUGGCGUGCGCGGGGGGGGGGGGGGGGGGGGGGGGGGGGGGGUGGUGGGCGUGGCCAGCGGGAGGAGGGAGGGGCGGGGCGCAGCCAGUGAGAGCGGCGCGCGGGCCGCCCGGCCUUCCGCCCCGGCGGCCAAUGGGAGGGCGCCGUCCGCUCCCGCACUGGGGCCGAGCGUGCGCCGGGCAUGGAGCGGGCGCGCGGCCGGACACGCCCCCGGCCCGGGCGCGGCGGGAGCGCCCCGGGGGGGCGGGAGGCGCGGAAAGCCCAUCACGGAUCCCGCCCGCGCUGAGGGCGACGGCCGAGAGGGCGCCGGGAGGUGCGGCGCGUCCGUGAGCGGCCGGGGCCGCGCCGGUGCCCUGUGCCGCCGGAGCGGGAGCAGCGCCGCGGGCUCGGUGCUGUCGAGGUUCGCUGCCCGGGGUGCCAGGGCAGAGCGGGAAGCGCCGCGCCCGAGGUGCUCCCUGCCAGCCCGGUAG
Motacilla alba alba is the source of this 585-nucleotide messenger RNA. RefSeq names its product translation initiation factor IF-2-like. The record is from RefSeq and is a predicted model, not a curated record. Bases 1 to 585 code for a protein of 194 amino acids. The transcript has a single exon. NCBI's taxonomy places the organism in Eukaryota, Metazoa, Chordata, Aves, Passeriformes, Motacillidae.